AAAUUUUCUUUAUAUUUUAAUAAAAGUCUAUAGUUUUUCAUAUUUCUAUGUAAAAAAUUCAAAUAUUAUAGCAAUAAAAUUAAAGUAAUAUAAAAUAAGACACAAAUUAAAUGUUGAAAAAUGUUACAAACCGAAUUUAAUACAAAUUCCCCAAAUAAUCCUUCGACUAAACAGGCCGACAUAGUAAAAAGGCUGGAAGAGCUGAAUAAAUGGCAAGAGGAGCAGAAAAAGUUGCUGGAGGCCAGACAAACUAUGCAAAGACAAAUGUUGGGCCUGGAGCAACAGAAUAUGUAUCAAAUGUUGGGUUUGCAAAGUGAUCAAGAAAUAAGUGUAGUGCAGGAUGUUCAAAGAAGUACAAGGGAAGAAGAUUUGGCUGCAAACGAGCAAGAACCUUUGGAAGAUUAUGAGGAUCAAAGUACUGAAGAAAGUUUGCAAAAUUCUCAACAGGAGGGUGAAGAAGAAACCGAUAAUGAUUAUCAUGAAAAGGAUUUUGAACCACAUUCUUAUAAAACCUUAACUUCUGGCUAUGAAACGGAACAGGGUUUAGAAUUGCAUCCAAGUAAACCAAAGAAACCCUUCUUGAAGAGAGGUGAGGGUCUUAAGCAGCGCUUUAAAAUUGAUCCCAAUGAAUUCAGGCUAAAUAAUUUGCCUAAAUAUAAAUACGCCAAUGCCCAUCCCAGUUUAAGAUUAAAACCCUCUAAUAGUUUUAAAAGACCUAAAGUUAUUAAUACAAAAUCUACUAAAGCCAAUGAACUGACGAAAACAAAUUCACCCUUAACUUUAGAUGUCCAGGAGCAGCGUUUCCAAAAUUUGUUAAUUUCAUCCAAAAAUACUUGCAGUUCUACUCCAGAUAAUAAGUCUUUAUAUGCAGCAAAUAAAAAAAUACCAGUUUCUAAGACAAAUUCUUUAGCCUCUACCGCAAAGGUACAAUUCACAGAAGAAAAAACAAAAAUUCCCGAAAAAAUCAAUCCACAAAUUGCUCCUGUAGUGGCUUGGUCGAAAAUUUUAGAUCCUUUAGAAAUAGAACCUUUACAAGUGCCUAGAAAUCACAAAGAUGUGUUACCUCAAACUGAGGAAAGUAUAUUUGAACUUUUGGAACAAAAAGCUAAAAAUGGUAGUUUUGAUAUGGACAGCACGUGUCUUAAACAGUUUAUGCAAAGAAGGAUUACAGAAAAACUCAAUGAAUCUGAAGAUAAUAUACCAGUCCAAGAAGAUUUGAGAAAUAAACGUUUGCAACCAGUAAUUUUGGUACAAAAAACUGAAGCAGAGCAGUCAGCUGAGGAGGACGAGGAGGAAUCAGAAUUAACAGAAGAUUUAGAAAGUACUGAAUCAGAUGACACUACUCAUAAAACUAUAGAAACCAACGAAUCAUCAUAUCCCCAGCAAACUACUCCGCAGGUUAGAGUAAGAUUUUCCGAUUCGAAUGAAACCCAUGAAUAUGAAGAAGAAACCGAAAGUACAUUAAAUGAUAGCACACGUCUAACGGCCGGAGGUUUAGAACAAGAAGGUCAGGGAGAUGCUAGCAAUAAUGAACUAUUCGAACAAUUCAAACUGGCUUUAUUUGCUGCUUUACAAACUAAAGCCGAUCAACAUUUAGCUAACGACUCGACGACUCUGCUCAACUCCAGCGACACUACCUUAGUAGGCAAAGAUUCGAUUUCCUUAGCAAACAACAACAACUCCAUUUACACACCCGCCUGUCAGGACUUGCAACAAAAAACCGAUAUGAUUAAGUUAAGACUGAUUGAACUGGAAAAAGAAAUACAAAAUUUCAAAGAUAACAAUGUUUUGCUAAUGAAAGCCAAACAAGAUCAUGAAUUGGAAAAAUCCCUUCACGCCCAAGAACAUCUUGAGGCUAUGGAACGUAUAAAAGAUGAAAAAAUUCAAAUGGAAAUCUAUCUACACGAUGAAAGGGUCAAAUUGGAAGAGGAAAAGCGUCAGUUUGAACAAAAUAUGAAAAUGAAAACACAAGGUUUAAUAGCCAAGGAACGCAAGGAGUGUGAACGUCUAAGAGAACAAGUAUCGCAAUUGGAAACUCAAUUAAAAACUAAAGAAUCGAAUCACACAGCGGCUCAGGCUAGACUAAGGACACAGAUACGUAACUUGGAAAGAGAUCAGAGUAAACUGCAUGAGCAGAUUGAACAAUUGAUGAGAGAGAAUAAGCGGCUGGAAAAUGAAAACUUGAAGAUAAGCCGAGAGCAGAAUAAUAAAAUUUUACUGGAGAUUAAUAGGAAUAUUGCGAAAUUGGCACCCAAACAGAUUCAAAAUUCCUCAACAUCCAUGCCGGAAGAGGGUCCCCCUACAUUAUCAGCAUCCAGGACGGUUUCCAAAUGUAUAGUGGCGGCUGCAACAGCUAAUAAAAACUCUGGAAAAGCUCAUAAAACUACCAGUACCAGAUUCCCAAAUGCACAAACCAUAACAAAUAAAAAAUCAACAACAACACCAUCACCACCAAAACAACAGCAAACAAACUACAUGAUGCCCUCCGAUGAAUAUGAUGAAGACGAAGAGGAUAUAUUACAAGAAUUUGAAAUAACACCAGGCAAUAGGAAUAACAAAUCACCUUCAUCGCCUAAAUCUCCUAACAAAUGUCACACACAUCAAUCGGAGCCACCACAACCGCCACCAUCUUCACCACGUAGCACCAAUACAGGUGCGGGUCAUAACAUCACCAGUAACAACCUAAAACGUGAAAUUGUUAAUGCGGAUGGUAGCAAAGAUAUCUGGUAUCCAAAUGGUAAUUUAAAGAAAAUAUCAGCCGAUGGUAUGAUUAUACGUAUGCUCUACUAUAACAAAGACAUUAAAGAGACUAACAUCAAUGAGGGCACUGUCAAAUACUAUUAUGCUGAAACUAACACUUGGCACACUACGUACUUAGAUGGUUUGGAAAUCUUAGAAUUCCCCAAUGGCCAAGUAGAACAUCGUCAUAAAUCGGGUGUGAUAGAGGUACAUUAUCCCAAUAAUUCUGUUAAAAUAAUGAAUCCUAAAGAUGAGCACAAACAAGAGGAAUGGCGUUUUGCCGACGGUACACAUUUGAUACAAAUGCGUAAUGGUGAUAAAAUACUAUCGCUGCCCAAUGGCCAAAAGGAAAUACACAAUAAAUUGCAUAAACGCAGAGAAUAUCCAGAUGGUACGGUAAAGAUUGUCUAUCCGGAUGGUAGUACCGAAACACGUUAUUCCAAUGGUCGUGUUAGACUUAAAGAUAAAGAAGGUAAACUGGUUAUGGAUACAGAUAUGGCUAAGUGAUUGUAAAAGAGUGUAAUUGUUAAUUCUAUUUUUUUUUUUUUUUUUUUUUUUGUAAAUUUAUUUGUCCUUUUAUAAAAAAUAU
Messenger RNA from Lucilia cuprina (Australian sheep blowfly), 3328 nucleotides. It is a transcript of the gene Sas-4, whose product is annotated as centromere protein J. Gene Ontology annotation, biological process: centriole elongation; cilium assembly. Gene Ontology annotation, molecular function: tubulin binding. The record is from RefSeq and is a predicted model, not a curated record. Gene Ontology annotation, cellular component: nucleus; centriole; centrosome. Bases 121 to 3246 code for a protein of 1041 amino acids. The transcript is spliced from 2 exons. Lineage: Eukaryota; Metazoa; Arthropoda; Insecta; Diptera; Calliphoridae.